GCACGACUUGAUUAUCUUGAACUUCGAACUCUCAAACACUGUGAACAUGUUGGACAACCAGAAUCGAAUUCAAGAGGUGGACUCUGAUGAUGAGCAGACGGAAGACUUUGGUGGUUUCGGCGGAGGAGACGGCUUUUCUGAUUUUACCAAACGCCUGCCGGACGACUGUAUUGAAUACACCAUCUUCGUUAUUGAUGCGAAACUCAAGACCGACUAUGCGCGAAGAGAGAAGUUGAAGACCAUCCAAACGGCUACUACUGGACUCCUCAAAUCACCGAACCUCAAGGACUACAUCUGGCAGCGCGAGAAAUUUCAAUUAGAUUUGAUUGAUACAAGACUGGACUCCAACAUCGAGAAGGCUGAGGCUGAUAGCGCAUCUGAGGAGAAGUUGCAAGUCCCUGGACACGAAUACUAUCUUCACGGACGAACCAACUUUGGCGAUUCAAUAGCGGAUGAAUGGUUGAUUGUCUGGCUGCUUCUCGAACUCAGCCAACGGCAUACUUCGGCAUGGAUUCAAGUUCGCGACCCAGACGGCGAAUUUCUGCUCGCUGAGGCUGCAAAUGCUCUGCCGAAAUGGUUGGAGCCCGAACUCGCUGACAAUCGUGUCUGGAUCCAUCAAGGACAGCUACACAUCAUACCUCUGCAACGAAACGCGGGCACGGGAGCCUCAGGACCUACCACGCCUGGACUAUCUGGCCAUGUUGACUUGAGCCAAGCGCUGCAGUUCUUACAACAAACACCACACUCGACAUUGCACUCGCCAAUGAUCGAAGGAGAAGCUUUCCACCGUUUGCGAGACCACCCAGCCGCCAUUGCAAAGAGCCAACACAACGCAUUACUCUCCAUCCCUCGUCGUCUCGCUUACCUCCUCCACCGAAGUCCCUCCUAUGUUGCCCCAGCAAUCGAGGCCUUCUAUCUGCGCGACCCUAUCGCCGUAAAACCUCUGGCCACGAAAGACACAGCCACCCUCCUCUUCUCCCCCGAAGACUUCGUCACCAUGAGCGUUCGCUUCCCCAAAGUUGGCUACGCACAGCUCGUAAGCCAGGAAUUUCCUCCUCCGCCUGCUUGGGUAGGCAUAACACCACACAUUCACAAAAAGCCCGUCCUCCUCGGCAUGAAACUCUCCUGCGGUUUCGAAAUGAUGCUCCGCGACCCUCAAAACAAGGAUAAGCGCGAAGUCAGAGAAAUGAGCAUGUUGCUCGAAGACGUGGAAGAAGGAGAAGAUACGCUACCCACCGACGACGAGAUCGCAUCCUGGCCGCAAACAAACGACGAUGACAAAUGGCUCGACAUCGACUUCAAAGAUUUCGACAAGGAACUCAAAGGACGUGCUGCCGGCGGUGCUGGAGCUACAGACGACGACACACCACAAGGCACAGGUUUCGGCGAUGAGUCCACCCAAAAAGAUCUCCAAGACAUGGUCUCCCGCUUCGAAAAGUUCCUCAACGAAGACGAAGAAACAGGCGCCGAGACCUUUUCCUCCGGCUCAUCUUCCCUCAGCGACUCUGAUGCCUCAGACUCCGAAGAAGACGACGCAGAAGAAGACAAAGCCGCCUCCUUCACCGACGCCGAAUUCGAACAAGCAAUGCGCGAAAUGAUGGGAAUGCCCGACGAGCAAAAAGAAACAACUGGCUUAAACUCAGAAGCCAGAAAACUAGCUUUGGAAAUGGAGGAUGAAGAGGAAAUGGAAAGAGAUGACGACAAAGAAGCAGAACAGAUAUGGAAAAUGAUGCAAGAAAUCCAUGAAAAGAGGAAUGCGGAAAAGAAGAAGAAUACCACCACACAAGAUAAAGGCAAGGAUAAAGCGUUUACACCUCACGCUGCUCCCGACACAAAUGCCACUGGCAAAAAUGUCAGAUUUGAAGACAAAGUCAGGGAAGAUAUCGAGAGGAGCAAUAAAGGCAAAAGUAAAGGAAAAGGCAAGGCCAAGGCAAAACCAGUCACCAUCGAUGACGAAAGCAGUGAUGAUGAAGAUUUACUCGCCGGAGAGGAUGGAGACCCGCAUUAUGAAAUGUUGAAGAAUAUGCUCGAGAGUUUCCAAGGACAAGGUGGGAUGGCUGGGCCGGCUGGAAAUCUUAUGGGGUUGAUGGGGAUGGGCAAGUUGCCUAGAGAUCAAUAGAAGUAUUAGCAUGGAGCAAGCGUCAUGACAAUUUCUUUCAUUCGCUUGCAUCUUCUUAUCGAAGUCUCAUUCGCAAAA
This is a messenger RNA of Aureobasidium pullulans EXF-150, 2197 nucleotides long. Its product is annotated as SGT1-domain-containing protein. Gene Ontology annotation, cellular component: nucleus. Bases 47 to 2119 code for a protein of 690 amino acids. The transcript has a single exon. The record is from RefSeq and is a predicted model, not a curated record. Lineage: Eukaryota; Fungi; Ascomycota; Dothideomycetes; Dothideales; Saccotheciaceae.